Capsella rubella is the source of this 1200-nucleotide messenger RNA. Its product is annotated as 50S ribosomal protein L15. The coding region runs from base 103 to 954 and encodes 283 amino acids. Gene Ontology annotation, molecular function: structural constituent of ribosome. Gene Ontology annotation, biological process: translation. The record is from RefSeq and is a predicted model, not a curated record. Gene Ontology annotation, cellular component: mitochondrial large ribosomal subunit. Lineage: Eukaryota; Viridiplantae; Streptophyta; Magnoliopsida; Brassicales; Brassicaceae. The transcript is spliced from 4 exons.
CACUGAAAUCUCAUAAACCCUAAAAUCCCCCGAAAUGGAAUGGUAAAAUUUCAGAAAAAAGAUCUCAAAUUCCAAAAUCUGAUUUGAUCCCGCAACGAAGAAAUGAUACGAAGAAGAAUCUCAUCGAUCAUAUCAACAUCACUCAUCAAUUCUUCGACUUCGAUUCACCAAACCGCAAAACCCAGAUUCAUCACUUCUUCGCCACUUCUUCAAUGCCGUACUUCUCCGAGCUUUGCUCAAAUUCCUACCUUUAUGAGCAGAGCUUCCUCGUUUCAGGGAAUUAGAGCGUACAGUUUACUGAGCUUGAACGAUCUGAGAGACAAUGUGCCCAGAAAACUCAAGACGAGGAAAGGUAGAGGUAUUGGGUCUGGUAAAGGUAAAACUGCUGGAAGAGGUCACAAGGGGCAAAAAGCUAGAGGAACCAUGAAGUUUGGUUUUGAAGGUGGGCAGACUCCAUUACGACGCCGUUUACCAAAACGUGGCUUCAAGAACAAAUUCAAGCUCCAUUUCCAGCCCGUUGGUCUUGGAAAGAUCGCUAAACUCAUAAACGCUGGGGAGAUAGAUUCUCAUGAAUUGAUCACAAUGAAAACGCUCAAGGAUGUUGGAGCCAUAGGAAAGCAAAUAGAAGACGGAGUAAGACUAAUGGGUCGUGGUGCUGAUGAGAUUAAAUGGCCACUUCAUUUCGAGGUUUCGAGAGUGACAGUUAGGGCAAAAGAGGUGGUGGAAGCAGCAGGAGGAUCAGUGAGACGAGUGUAUUACAACAAAUUGGGCUUAAGGGCAUUGCUUAAACCGGAAUGGUUUGAGAAGAAAGGAAGGUUAUUGCCUAAGGCAGCGCGACCACCUCCUAAGCAACAAGAUAAGGUUGAUAGCAUCGGACGGCUUCCCGCUCCGAAAAAACCCAUUCCCUUCUUUGCAGCUGAGGAGAACAAAGUUGAGUCUCCUAUUGAAUCGUGAUUUUGGGUUGGCUUAUAACGUUUGAUGGUUCUGCUGAAGUUGUUUGUGCUGUUUCUUGGUCAAUGUUGGAUAUUUUUUAUUUUGACAAAUAAGGUCUUUCUCCUAUUACUUUCUCUGUAUUUGGUCGCAACAAGUUCUUAAGCAUUUUCAGACUUGUUGUUUGGGAUCAAAGCUUCGUUCAUGAAGAAGGUCGAGGAACCAUGGAACAACAUAUACGAUAGAUUUCAAUUAUUUAUCCAACUAUUA